UCUCCUUCGUCUUUCUCCCAUGUCGUCUCCGCCUUCUAUGCCCUCGCCUUCCUUUACUCUGGCUCCGCUGUCUCCUCCUCCUUCGCCUUCGUCUUCUUUAUCUUUUGGCUUCCCAAAACUUCAUUCCGAAUUAAAAUCCUAUCGUCGCGAUGUGGUGGCCUUCUUCUCCGCUGGUUUUGCCUUCCUCAUCCUCGUAUUUUCUAGUUACUGACGGAGUUGGCGUAUCAUGCUACCUUUGGCACACACACUCUCUUUCUCCCCUUUUCCAGCUUUCAAAUCCUCCACCACCACAAGGUUGAUUGUGAAAAUGUUAUCAUCGGCCAUGAAAUGUGGGGAAAAUCAGGUUGGGUCCCUGGUGCUGAACCCUCCCUCACACCCAACUUAUGACCUUAAGGGAGUUAUACAGCUUGCACUAUCUGAGGAUGCUGGUGAUCGAGGGGAUGUGACUUGUAAAGCAACCAUUCCCGAUGAAAUGGAAGUGGAAGCCCAUUUUUUGGCAAAAGAGGAUGGGAUUGUAGCUGGUAUUGCACUAGCUGAAAUGAUAUUUAAUGAGGUUGAUUCAUCACUAAAGAUCGAUUGGUCGAUAAAAGAUGGUGAUAGUGUUCAAAAAGGCCAGCAGUUUGGCAAAGUACAUGGAAGAGCCCACAGUAUAGUUGUGGCUGAGAGGGUGGUUCUUAACUUUAUGCAGAGAAUGAGUGGAAUAGCAACUCUAACUAAGGCCAUGGCAGAUGCUGCACAUCCUGCAAAAAUUUUAGAGACCAGGAAAACUGCUCCAGGUUUACGAUUGGUGGACAAAUGGGCGGUCUUAAUAGGUGGUGGGCAGAAUCACAGAAUGGGUUUAUUUGAUAUGGUAAUGAUAAAAGAUAACCAUAUAUCUAUAGCUGGAGGUGUCACAAAUGCGUUGAAAUCAGUGGAGCAGUACUUUGAACAAAAUAAUCUUCGAAUGGGCGUUGAGGUUGAAACCAGGACUCUGGAGGAAGUUAAAGAAUUACUUCAUUUUGCAUCCACAACAAAGACUUCAUUGACGCGGAUAAUGUUGGACAAUAUGGUUAUCCCCUUGUCUAAUGGAGAUGUUGAUAUAUCCAUGCUUAAAGAAGCUGUUGAAUUAAUUAAUGGGAGAUUUGAGACUGAGGCAUCUGGCAAUGUCACUCUUGACACCGUAAACAAGAUCGGAUCUUCUGGGGUGACCUACAUUUCUAGUGGAGCGCUGACGCAUUCAGUUAAGGCACUGGAUAUUUCUUUGAAAAUCGACACCGAGCUUGCACUUAAAGUUGGAAAGCGGACAAAACGAGCGUGAUGAUUCUUCAGUCUUUCUUUCUCCAGUUCCUCUACUAUAUUUAUUUGCAUCCAUAUAAUGCCAAGCUGUACAAAAAGUAGUGCAGCACUAUGCAAAUAAUUUUCAUAUUUUCAGUUAGGUUGAAAGAAAGUAGCUUUUUGUGACAAGUAGGAGCUUGCAUGCACCACUUCGCUACUCAUUCUUUCUUAUGGUUUCCAUUAAUAGUGAUAUUCUUGAAAAUAUGUUGUUGGUUUGUAUUGAAUAUGAAUUGAAAUAAAGUAUGUCUUGAACCCCACAAAAUAGUUUACUAAGCUCAGUUCAAGAAAAGUGUCU
This is a messenger RNA of Andrographis paniculata, 1609 nucleotides long. RefSeq names its product quinolinate phosphoribosyltransferase [decarboxylating] 1a. Gene Ontology annotation, biological process: quinolinate catabolic process; NAD+ biosynthetic process. Lineage: Eukaryota; Viridiplantae; Streptophyta; Magnoliopsida; Lamiales; Acanthaceae. Gene Ontology annotation, molecular function: nicotinate-nucleotide diphosphorylase (carboxylating) activity. The record is from RefSeq and is a predicted model, not a curated record. The transcript is spliced from 11 exons. Gene Ontology annotation, cellular component: cytoplasm. The coding region runs from base 227 to 1297 and encodes 356 amino acids.